Molecule: messenger RNA, 535 nt
Organism: Rhipicephalus sanguineus (brown dog tick)
Lineage: Eukaryota; Metazoa; Arthropoda; Arachnida; Ixodida; Ixodidae
Gene: Pfdn4
Product: prefoldin subunit 4
Exons: 4
Coding region: 90-491 (133 amino acids)
Biological process (GO): protein folding
Cellular component (GO): prefoldin complex; cytoplasm
Source: RefSeq, a predicted model, not a curated record
AAUUACAUGCGCCUUGUUAAAUUAUUACUCAGUUCACAUUCUAAAAAUCAACCUAAUCUAGGCGGCGCCCACAAAAAAAGUGUUUCAAGAUGGCCGCGUCGUUGAGGAAGCAGGCUGAGGGCGAUGUACAAGUCACGACUGAAGACCAGGAGAUGAUCAACAAUUUUGCCAGGCAAAAUGCCAGGCUUGAAGAUGCAACAGAAGAGAUGAAACAUCUAGAGAAGGAGUUGCGCAACUUAGAAGAUGCUGCAGAUGAAAUUAUGAUGGCUGAAGAUGAUGCCCACAUACCAUAUCAGCUGGGAGACGUAUUUGUCAGCCUGGACUCCGAGGAAACCCAACAAAUGAUUGAACGAGCAAAGGAGCAGAACAAAGCACGGAGCAAAGUUCUUGAAGAGGAGACUCGCAUCAUUAAGGGCAUCAUGGCUGAACUGAAGUCUCAGCUAUACAACAAGUUUGGAAACAACAUCAACCUGGAGCCUGAUGACAGCUAGCCUACUUUUCCGUGUAUGUGAACACAAUCUAACUUAACAAAAAC